GCCAACGGAAAGGAGAUCCGGUUAAUGCAUUUGACAACUUAAAACUGGUAACCAAACAUUCGAAAAUUUCGAUAGAAACAAAGCCAACAAAUCUCAACAAACAAACAACGACAAGGAAAAUACAGAGACAACUAUAAAACAACAACUCCAUCGUUUCCAGUCUUUGUACACUUAUUAUUAGAGCUACACUUGUUUCUCUCUUCCCCCCCACAUACACACCCUCCUCGUGCUCUUCUUUUAUUUUAUUUUUGUCUUUUUUUUCUUCUUCUUUUAUAUCUCUUCUGUGUGUUCCUUCCAGUUCUUGUUGAACCAUAAUCAAAUGGCCUCUAUUACAGGAGCUUCUUCCGUCUCCAUGACAAGGUCUCUUAAGUUUAAUACCCAGGCACCAAGCAAUGGGUUCUCUAGUCUGAGGUCUAUUUCACUUCCCAUUAGUGGGAGAAGCUUUCCCUCCCUUACAUUGCGACAGGGAGCAUCUCGCUUCCGUGUCUCCUGUGCGGCCAAACCCGACACACUGAACAAAGUGUGUGAAAUUGUGAGGAAGCAGCUUGCUCUGACACCUGACACUGUUGUCAAUGGAGAGUCAAAGUUUGUUGCACUAGGAGCUGAUUCUCUUGACACGGUUGAGAUUGUAAUGGGACUCGAGGAGGAAUUUGGAAUCAGCGUGGAAGAAGAAACAGCCCAGAGUAUCGUCACUGUUCAAGAUGCAGCAGAUCUGAUUGAGAACCUUAUUGAAAAGAAAGCUUAAAAAAUGCAUUGAGGGAGUUGAAGAUAUAGUUCUAUUAUUUAUAUUCAAGUUUAGUUAUAUAUUUUCGUUUUUCUUUUUUCCUGCGUGUUGCUUCUCUAGAGAACCCCAAAGAUAAAGAACUGAAACUCAUACUGAGGUUUUGCUCAAUUUCCUCUUUAUCUAAAUUAUCUGAAUAUUGAAAGAA
Molecule: messenger RNA, 929 nt
Organism: Ricinus communis (castor bean)
Lineage: Eukaryota; Viridiplantae; Streptophyta; Magnoliopsida; Malpighiales; Euphorbiaceae
Product: acyl carrier protein 1, chloroplastic
Exons: 4
Coding region: 320-745 (141 amino acids)
Biological process (GO): fatty acid biosynthetic process
Molecular function (GO): acyl carrier activity
Source: RefSeq, a predicted model, not a curated record